UGUGAUUAAGAAGUGAUCAGUGGUGAAAGCAAAAGAAAAAAAAAUAAGUAAGAAGGAAAGGAUCAGUGCGCGACUUUGAAAGGUCGAUGCAGGAGGAAAGGAUUUAAUUACACGAGAAGACUGUGGGAUUGAACUGUGUGCUGAGUGUGUUUUGGGCCCGGAAGUAUGGAGUUUGCCCGGGGGGAGAAGUGGCAACGUUUCGGUGCGUUGAUUUGUGUGGUUCGAUCGUCCAGACGAUCGUGAGAAAAGAUUUUGUGGUCACUUGCUUGCUGAACGACAAGGAUAUCGAUCGAUCCGAUCCCGUCGGUUAUUUUUUUUUUGGUUCUCGAUUGGAAGAAGUGAAGAAAACAGGUUUUUCGAAAACAGGUGAAAUAUGAUCAAGUGAUUUGAAUUUUGGGUUGAUUCAGGAAUCCAAUCAGUCAAUCAGUUAGAGUUGGAAAUUGGAAGGAAAAUAGUUGAAGUUGAGGCGAGCGAAAUGCAACGGAUUUUGACCACUCGCAACACGAGCUUGUGGGCUGUUGUUGUUGUGCUGGUGCUGGUGGUUGUGGUGGAAGCUGCGGCCUUAACGGAGGUUGAGCUGGAGGAUGACUACCUGGUUGCGACCAAGGAGCUGGAGCAGCAGUGCGUUCACCGAUGUCCGGAUCAGAACCGAACCGGCUUCAAUGAGCAUAUCGACGUCAGCUGCGGGAGUGAUUGCUAUCUGACGCAGUGCGCUGUGGGGUGCCGUCUGUGGGAACUAGCCCUGGAGUCGUCCUGCCAAACUGUGUGCAACAAAACCGACCAGGAGCUGCUGGAGCCCAAGGAGCUGUACUGUGUGAUGGGUUGCAACGAUGCGCUGAAUCGGUACUUCAAGUGGCUGAAGGCGGAGAUUGGGACGCCUCCGGCGCCGGCGCUGGUGGCCGACAGCCUUACCGCGACUUCCCUUUCGCUGGAGUGGGAAAUUCCGGAACGUUCGGUGCAGUUGUCGCGCCAGAAAAGCCGCGGUCCACGCAGCUAUCUGGUACAGUGGCGCUACGAGGAAGUCGCCGGUGACUGGAAGUUCUGCCGCAAUCAAAGCAUGGGGGACAACUCCACCAUACGGGUCGAUAAUCUGCAGCCCUACACGAAGUAUCGGUUCCGAGUUGCGCUGCUGCUUUCGCCGCCGCACGAUGAAGUGCUGAUUUCGGAGCAAAGCGUCAUCAUUCUGACUUCCGCCCAGGGUCCGCCGAAGUCCGAACCGAAAAUUGACAUCCCGGAGUCCAACACUUCCCGACACUACAUGUUCGAGAAGCUCGCCCCGGAACGGAACUAUUCGGUUUCGGUUACCAUGCGCAACCCGGAGGGCGAAGGCCCUCCAUCGACAACCUACGUACGAACGCCCAUUCAACCGCUGGACCUGGAGGAGGACAUCAGUCCGACGCUAAUCCUCGGCGCAGAGCACGCCGUCCUCUCGCAGGGAACCUCAAACCUUCUGUCCGCUUCGCCAACCAACUUCUACCGUAGCCCAAGCCACCGCAUCCGCGGCACCGCUGUUCACAUUCGGCGCAAUUUAAUCUUCGUUUCGGACGACGCCGGUUUCAUCUACAAAGCCCCGCUCCGCUUAGCGGCGGAGAAGGGACGAAUCGCCAUCCUAACGCCGGACGCUGGCCACAACUUCCGCCCGACGCUACUCUCGGUCGAUUGGUUGAACGACCAUCUCUACAUUCUUGGACAGGCCAAAAGCACCGGGCUGUGGCAGAUUUCCCGCUGUGAUUUCAGCGGCGAUCGAAUGACCGUAGCCAUCGCUGGCCUUCAACGACAGCCGGAGCACUUCGAAGUGGACCCAUUCAACGGGUACCUUUUCUGGGUCAUCAGCAGCCGUUCGCCGGAUGCCGGCCUCUUCCGUCUUGAUCUCGGAGACAUCUCCAACGGCGUAAAGCACGAAAUCAAACCCCUUCAGUUGAACAACCACCACAACCUGGGUGCUUUUUCAAUCGAUCACACCAGCUUUCGAGUGCUGGUCCCCGACCAGGACGCCAACACCGUUCUGGCGAUCUCCCUGGACGGCAAAACAACGGAAAACAUUCGCAGCAAUACGCAGCGACCACGCUUCGAAAAGGUCAAAUCGAUCGCCCUAGCUAAUGGCCUGUUCUACUGGACCAACGGUAAGGAACUGUUGGCCGAAGACUACCACCUGAAGCAGGACAGUUACUUCCACAAUGCCUUCCCGAUCGAUUCGAACACGACGACGCACACCUAUUUCAGCAUCUGCGUGAACCUUUCGUCGGCGCAGCCGAUUCCGGUUCCGGUGAAUCCACCGAGAAACGUUCAAGCCCUGCUGACGAACAACAAGAUCAAGAUCUUCUGGAAUGAACCCCACUUGCUAGGGAUCAAGGGUAAGGGCGCCUGGCAGGAGUGGAUGUACGAGCUGGAGCUGAGCGAGGAAGGUAGUGGUAAGGUAGUAGCGUAUCCGGAGAUUAACGAAACUUCGUUCGUUUCGAUGGAUGGGGAUCUGCUGGCACCGGGUAAGGGUUACGUGAUCAAGGCUGCUGCCUACACGCAUGCCGGACGGGGACCUUGGAGUACGGAGUUCCGUGCACGGACAUUGAAGGACGCCCACGAGCGGCAUCUGCUGUGGUCCGGUAGCGAGGGGAUCAUGCGAAGUGAUGUUAUUGGUGAUGCCGUGGAGACGUUGAUUAGUCGAGCGGAGCUGGAGGAUGGGGUUGUGACGGAUAUCGCUUGGUUCGAGAGUAUUCUGUAUGUGGUGAGUAAUUCAACGUUGGUUUUUUACAAUCAAAGUGAGGGGCAGAUCAGUAAGCUACGGGAACUGGAGUCGGUCGAGUGCGUGACGGUUGAUUGGAUCGGGAGGAGGUUGUACUUCUACAACCCCUCGCAGCAGAUGAUCAUGAGGAGUAGUUUGCACGGGGAGCAACACGAGCCGAUUCACAAUGUGAAGAAUGUGCGGGAGAUUAAGUUCGACGCCCUGCGGGGGUACAUUUACUACACGUCGGAGUUUGCGAUGGAAGCUUUCCGGUUGAACGGCAAGGAUCGGCAUAGUUACUACUUGGAGAAUGAUCGGUUCACCGGGAAGGGGGUGAUUGGGUUGACGCUGGAUAUGGAUAGUGAGAAGGUGUACUGGAUUGUGCGGAGCAUCAGCAACUCCGAGUUGUUCAGUGCGCACAUGGCUGGAACUGGGUCGUCGAAGGUUAGUUCCUUGGUCACGGUACUGGCCGAGCAGUCGCCACGAGGUCCGCUAACUCAUUUUAGCGACCGGCUGCUGUGGCUUCAACAGGACGAGGUGGUGAUCGGCGAUCUCCGAGGCGAAAACCUCGCCCACAUCAGAAACCAAAAACUCAACGGAACGCGUGCCUUCACCAUCAUCGAUCCGGCUCACCACAUCUACCCGGAGGACAACCAAAACGUAAAUGUCCUCCCGAUGCAGGUGAACGACACCUCGAUCCGCAUCCAGGGAACCUGGAAGAAGUUCAACAUCGUCUGGGACCCGGUCACGAACGUCAACUACGGCAAAGUAUUCUACAAAAUCACCAUCAAGGUGAAGGGCCGAAAAGACGAAAUCCACGAACUGCACAAGCCCUUCCACAUCUACAACAGCUCGGGAGCAAACCUGCUCCCACCGCACAGCGAAAUCAACGUCACCAUCAACGCCUUCACCUACUGGCGUUCGUCGGUCUUCUCCAGUGCUCGCCUCUUCAGCCCGUCGGGAAAACCCUCCCAACCAACGCGUCCGCGCGUUUUCAUCAAACACGUCAAAGACCCCAUUCAGGACAUCCACACCAUCGAAGCCACCUUCCGCUGGUCGGCACCGAAAACCCCCAACGGACCGAUCAUCGGCUACAAGGUACACUGCUGGUACGAAGAGGACGGCCUCACCAAUCAGGUCCUUCGGAACGAACUCACCAACCGCACGGAACGCAUCGUUCAAAACCUCGUACACAACGUAACAUACUUCUUCCGGGUGCAAGCCCUGACCAAGGCACGCGAAGGGGACAUGACCACCGUCCAAUCCGUAAGCACAGCCGAGGAUCAUCCGAUCCCGGAGGCGUUGAUCGCCACCUCCGAGCACAUCAUCCGAGUGGACUUCGAUUCCGGCGAAUCGCGCCAGGUGGUCAGUACCUCAACCCCGGUAACCUUCAUGACCCGAAUAGCCCGUGAACGCAAGCUAAUUUGGGUAGACGAAAACAAUGAACUAUUUCAAUACGAUGGUAGCUUAAAAUCGAAACUCUACUCCAUCGGUGGACCAGUUCUGUCACUAACCGUGGAUUGGAUCCGAAGGAUCCUCUACUGGUCCCAGCAGGAGGUGAUCGGAAGUGCACUCUACUCCUUUGAUCUGAACCGCUACGAGGAGGAGGGAGUGCACGUGGAGAAGAUCGUCUACAGUGCCGGUAACGUAACGAAUCUGGUGGUGGCUCCCUUCGAGCGGAAGCUCUUCUGGACGGAGAAGGUGCCGGAGGAUGUGAUUUAUGUGCACGAUUUUGACGAGGGUCGGACGGAGGAGUUUUUCGACGACAGCUUCGAGGAGUGUCCGAAUCGGACGGCUGGUAUUACCGUGUACCCGAUUCUGGCGCUGCAGACUUCCGUCAGCGAAGAGGCUAGGUUGUUUUGGGCCGAAACUGGGUUUAGAAGCGUUGGGUUGAGCAGCAGGACUUGUGCGAACUUUGGGUUCGAAUAUUAUCCGAAGAUGAAGAGUGUUGCGAAGGAUAGUGAUCAUUUUUAUUGGUUGGAGGAUGGCGAGGCGUUCGUUCGGAUGGAUGAUGGGGGCGAGCUGCGCUCGAAAACCAUCCCCGGAGCAAGGACACUGUUGCCCCUUCAGUUACAGUACUAUCCGGAGCGACGGUGUCUGAUUCCGUUGCAGUGGAGUCAAGACUAUCAGGCAAAGUUGUUGCAAAGAACGGAAAACUCGUUAACUUUAUUACUUCCGAAGGCGGAAGUACACCCGAACUGUUCGACGGAACCGAGUGGAAUUCGGUACGUGAUUUACUACGACGAAAGCGACCUGAACCGAACGGAAGACUGUGACCCCUCAAGCUGCAGCUACGUUACUUCCUACGAUCGAAGCAAAACCAUUAAAGGACUGAAACCGUUCACCAAGUACCGCUUUCAGGUCCUGCUGAUGAACUACUAUCAGGAACAGUUUGGAAUGAACAGUGAGCUGGAGAACCCCCGGCUAGGGUCGGUGGCGGUGUUUUCGACGGCAGCCGGUGCUCCCUCUAAACCGCAGGACAUUAGCGUGCUGGCGAUCAGUCCCACCGAAGCGGUGGUUCGAUGGUCACCGCCGGUGGCGAAGAACAGCGAUCGCGUUUGGUACGAGAUCCACUGGCAGACGGAGUACAUCCACGAUGGGUCCAAGAAUCGGCAGCAGCAGCUGGUUACAGAUUUUGAUGAGGAUUCCAGCAGUCUGUCGAUUAAUCUAACGAAACUACAGCCCAACCAAGCGUACACCAUUUGGAUUAUGGCGUACUCCACGGAAACAACCUACAGUGAAAGCGACCACGUGAAUAUCCUUACAUUCCCAGAACCGGAAGACAUCCGUCUUGUGUUCAAUUCAUCCACUGAACUGGGAGUAAGCUGGCGACCACACAUGAACAUCUCCACAUACAAAGUGCAGUACUCUUCCGUGGGCAGCAAAAGCUGGGAAACCGUUUUCGAAACCGGAGUCAACUCCACUGUUCCGGAAAACGGAAUCUACCAGGUGUCCGGACUACAGCCGAAGACACAGUACCGCUUUAUUGUACUGCUCUUCUAUCCGAACCGAAAGGAACCGUACGUGUGGCCUCCGGAUGCCCGAUUUAUCUACGAAACCGAAGCCGAUCGACCCAGCGCUCCGGGCCGACCGGUCGUGACGCUCAUCCGACAGGAUGUCUACAAAGUUUCCUGGGAACCCUCUAGGGACAACGGAGCCCCCAUCCUGGAGUACGCUCUGGAAGCUUUGGUUCGAUCUCCCCGCAGUAGCAACCGCGUCGAACGAGCCGCCAUUUCCACGAGCGGUGAAGUGCUGGAAGAGCUCGACAGCUCGGAAGACAUGAACAACACCAUCCCUACGCGGGUGGACGUCGGUUCGACCGACAGCCAGGAGUAUCAAACCUUCGACGAACACUGGGACCUCGUGUACAACGGUACGGACGUUUACUGGAUCAUCCCGGAGAAGCAACCCAUCCACAAGCAUACCUUCCGGGUGCGGGCCCGAAACGGUUGCGGCUGGGGUCCGUUCAGUGGCGAAAGUGAACCCAUCAGUCAACCGCUGCUCUCCGGCCAAACCGCCAGCUAUCUGUUCAUCGCCAUCCUGUCCGGGGUCAUCAUCUUCAUCAUCUUGCUACUGCUGAUCUUCGUUUGCGCGUACCGCCGAGCGGAGAUAGAAAAGAAAAAUUUAAAUGACUCAACCACUACUCGCAUUCCAGAUGUGGAGCUAGCGAACCUCCGCGAGCUGCCCCGGCGCGGUAAUUUCAUUCACAGCCAGAACCUCCUGUACAACUCGGGGCCGCUCACGGACUCGGAGAUCGCACUGCUGCCGCAGAUUCGCCGGGAGCAGAUUACGAUGACCAGUUCGCCCUUCCUGGGCAGCGGAGCGUUCGGCGAGGUUUACGAGGGUAUUGUGAAGGGAGUUGGUGACGAGGCCGAAACUAGGGUGGCCAUUAAGACGCUGAGGAAGGGAGCAACCGAACAGGAGAAAGCAGAAUUCCUCCAGGAAGCACAUCUGAUGAGUAACUUUAAGCACAAGCACAUCCUGAAGCUGAUCGGUAUCUGCCUGGAUCUGGAUUCGCUGUAUAUUAUUAUGGAGCUGAUGCGAGGGGGAGAUCUGUUGAGUUAUUUGCGCUCGAACCGGCCGACGCCCGGUAGUCCUUCGCCGCUGACGCUGCUGGAUUUGAUAACGAUGUGCGUGGAUGUGGCUACCGGUUGUCGCUAUCUGGAGGAGAUGCACUUCGUGCAUCGGGACUUGGCUUGCAGGAAUUGUUUGGUUUCCUCGCCGGAUCCGAAGGAGCGUGUUGUGAAGAUCGGAGACUUUGGACUAGCGAGGGAUAUCUACAAGAAUGACUACUACCGGAAGGAAGGUGAGGGCUUGCUGCCUGUCCGAUGGAUGUCACCGGAAAGUUUGGUGGACGGGGUGUUUACCUCGCAGUCUGAUAUCUGGGCUUUUGGGGUUUUGCUUUGGGAAAUCAUGACCCUUGGUCAGCAGCCUUAUCCAGCGCGGAAUAACCUGGAAGUUCUGCAGUAUGUGCGGGAUGGAGGGCGACUUACGCGACCACAGGAUUGUCCCGAUGAGCUCUAUCAACUGAUGUUGAAGUGCUGGUGCUACUCUCCCGACGAUCGACCAACGUUCCGAUACUGUUUGGAAGUCCUCAAAUCCCUAGAGGAGCACACCAGCGACUCCAUACGAAUAACCUCUCAAUUCCCCUGUAAAGUUCAGAACGGUGCGAUAUUUAACCGAUCCUAUCUGCUUUCCGACAUCAAUCACAAUCCGUUCAUGGCAGACAUCAAAUUCGGCAACAGUGGAAGCGGCGGUGCCUUCAUCAUCACUCCACCGACCUCGUCGAGCAGUAGCGGUGGGACCGUGAUGACCACGACGAUACCUAAGUACCUGGAGCUAGUGUACGACGACAGUAACAGCAACAACAGUAAGUGUUCGACCGGCGAGGACGUCCCACUGACGGCCGGCUUGGUGAGCAGUCUCCCAGCACCCACCGACAACGGGUACGAAAUCCCAAUCCACCAGAUCCUGCUGCUGCAGCACUUCAGCAACAACAACAAAGGCCGAACCUUUUCCAGUUCUUCGACGGUAAGCAACGCCAGCACGCUGCCGGCAUCGAUGGCGGCAGCUGCCGCCGGUUCGUCUGGGGUUGUUCGGGUGGACGACUGCUCCAGUCUGGAGGCACUGCUGCCGAUCAACUCGAUUCUUACCGUAAAGCUACCGGAUGAAUCCGACGAAACUGGCGAUGGUGGCGGUGGACACAGUUCAUCGCUACAGUGCGACGACAUAAACGACGAUAGUAUUAACAGCGGUUCCCAGCUGACGAUGGUCAACGAAUGCAAGACGUCGAUGUGAAUCAAACCUCUAAAUCCCUUGCACCCAACAAACUCGAAAAAAGUUAAAACAAAUCGAAGUCGACAAAACUAGCAAUUUCUAACAUUCCAAAGAGACGAUCCUACUAGCUACAGAUAGCGCAUCGCAGUAGGCGGUGCGUGCAAUUGCUCAAGUCAUCAUGGUGAUGCUACUAAACUGCGACGACUGACUUCCCCUCUGUUAUCAUCCGUGCGUGCGGGUGCCUUCCGUACGCAAUUGUACAUAGUUAGAGCAAAUUUAAUCACAAAACACAAAACCCGUAGCUCGUAAGGUACCUACCUAAAUAACCUAAAUAUAAAUCUAAUAAUCGAUUGUUCCAAAUGUCAGUGUUCUCGUCGCCAAAAGAAGGGCGCACCGCUCUGCUCCGGUUACCAACCAACGGCAACGGUGAAUCGGUUGGUACCGCGAAGGCGGCUGCGCUUGUGUAAAAUUUUCGCUUUAAAAUAAGAUAACUUGUUCGCUGUUUAUUUUUAUUUUAUUUUUAUUGUUUGCUUGUACAUACGUUUAACAUUUAACAAAAACCAAUUGUAAAUAGUUCCGUGUGCAAUCGAUUCGGGUGCGUGCGAGUCACCCUUAUAUUAAGAGGUGACACUCUGACUGACUGUGAGGAAGAGUAAACUGUAUGUUUGGUGAUAGCUAGCAGAGUGUAAAAACAAUUGAUACCUAAUUAACGAUUUUAUUUUUGCGUAAAAAUAGUGCACAAAUCUAUUGUUUUUUUUUUCAUUACCAGCAGCAAUAAGUUAUUGUAGUUGUGGAUCUACGUAUAAUUAAACUACUUAGGAAACAAAAAGCAAAGUGUCAAUCAAUGGAAUGAACCAAUCAACAACCGAAUGUGAGUUUAGAACCGAAACCAAAAAAUAACCUAACGUUAGAA
Sabethes cyaneus is the source of this 8909-nucleotide messenger RNA. It is a transcript of the gene sev, whose product is annotated as protein sevenless. The coding region runs from base 476 to 8017 and encodes 2513 amino acids. The record is from RefSeq and is a predicted model, not a curated record. Gene Ontology annotation, biological process: positive regulation of kinase activity; multicellular organism development; protein phosphorylation. Lineage: Eukaryota; Metazoa; Arthropoda; Insecta; Diptera; Culicidae. The transcript is spliced from 15 exons. Gene Ontology annotation, molecular function: ATP binding; transmembrane receptor protein tyrosine kinase activity; protein binding. Gene Ontology annotation, cellular component: membrane; signaling receptor complex.